This is a messenger RNA of Fonsecaea nubica, 1911 nucleotides long. RefSeq names its product serine/threonine-protein kinase nrc-2. Gene Ontology annotation, molecular function: ATP binding; protein serine/threonine kinase activity. Lineage: Eukaryota; Fungi; Ascomycota; Eurotiomycetes; Chaetothyriales; Herpotrichiellaceae. Bases 1 to 1911 code for a protein of 636 amino acids. The transcript has 4 exons. Gene Ontology annotation, cellular component: plasma membrane; nucleus; cytoplasm. Gene Ontology annotation, biological process: protein phosphorylation. The record is from RefSeq and is a predicted model, not a curated record.
AUGGCCGCCACCACUGAGAAACGCAAUUUUUCCUCCUUGUCCUUCUCCUCGAAGAAGCAUCUGAACGGCGAACCGGCCACCGGUACUCACACUCCGACUACAACCAAGCUGAAAAACUUCUUCCGUAUCAAUAGUGGUGGAAGUCAGACCUCGAUAGGCUCGGAUGGGUUGCCCACCCCCAAGACUGAAUCCAAACCCGUCAAACAGUCUAGGUUCCUCCCCGGCUUAAAUAGAAAUAGAUCGACUACUGUUGCUAGUGAGGGACAUCCUCUCGACGACGCCAUCGCCUCUCCAACGGCUCAGGCCAACCCCUACUUCGUCCAUCAAGGCCUUCCUACCUUGCGCCACCACAAUGAGGGCAGCGUUCCGCCUUCGCCUCCAGAUACACCGAAAGUUCAUGUGAAUGGUACAGCGGUGGAAGAGAAGGCGGUCACAGCCGGUAAGGAGGAAUUGGCACGGAAGUUGAGAAGAGUGGCUUCGGCCCCAAAUGCCCAGGGUCUUUUCAGUGGGAACAAGCCAACUACGGAGCGUCCGUCUACAGCGGAACUAGGAAAGGAGCCUCUGGCUGUGGUCAAUGGCUCAUCGCCCAGGUUGGGUAUGAUUCCUCAGGAGGACUCGAGCACCCAUAGCCUCCCACCUAAGCCUGGCAAGAUUCCGUUACCGGGACAGAUCCGACAGUCCGCCGCCUUUCGAAGGACCUACAGCUCCAAUUCGAUCAAAGUCCGAAAUGUCGAAGUAGGCCCGCACAGUUUCGAUAAGAUCAAAUUGAUCGGCAAGGGCGAUGUUGGUAAAGUAUACCUCGUGCGCGAGAAGAAAUCGAACCGGCUAUAUGCCAUGAAAGUGCUGAGCAAGAAGGAAAUGAUCAAGCGUAACAAGAUCAAGAGAGCACUUGCUGAGCAGGAGAUUCUGGCCACGAGCAACCACCCUUUCAUUGUUACCCUGUAUCACUCUUUUCAGUCCGAAGAUCACCUGUACCUGUGCAUGGAGUAUUGUAGCGGAGGCGAGUUUUUCAGAGCUUUACAAACUCGACCAAACAAAUGCGUCGGCGAGGAAGAUGCGCGGUUCUAUGCCGCCGAAGUCACGGCCGCGCUGGAGUAUCUGCACCUGAUGGGUUUUAUCUACCGUGAUUUGAAACCCGAAAACAUCCUCCUUCACCAGUCAGGACACAUCAUGCUAUCCGACUUUGAUUUAUCUAAGCAAUCGGAUUCUGGAGGUGCGCCGACCAUGAUUUUGGGGACUCGAAACGCCUCGAACCCCACCGGAUAUCCUCUGGUCGACACCAAGUCGUGCAUCGCCGACUUCCGCACGAAUUCCUUUGUCGGUACGGAAGAGUAUAUUGCUCCCGAAGUGAUCAAAGGGAAUGGGCAUACUAGUGCGGUUGACUGGUGGACAUUGGGCAUUCUGAUCUAUGAGAUGCUGUUUGGGACAACCCCUUUCAAGGGUAAAAACCGAAACGCGACCUUUGCAAACAUUCUGAGGGACGAAGUGCCCUUCCCUGACCAUUCUCACGUGACCCAGGUCAGCAACCUCUGCAAGUCGCUUAUCAGAAAGCUUUUGAUCAAAGACGAGGUCAAACGGUUGGGCUCUCGGGCAGGUGCUUCGGACGUCAAAAAUCAUCCGUUCUUCCGACCUAUAACUUGGGCUCUUCUCCGCCAUAUGAAGCCACCUAUGAUUCCUCACCAAGGCAAGGCUCUUGACACAGUGAACUUCAGAACGGUCAAGGAUAGCGGCAGUGUCGAUAUCGGAGGCCCGGCAAGCCGACUAAAGGGGGUCCCACUGGAUUCGGCUUUGGCGACACCUGGAGGAGAGAUUGCGGAUCCAUUCCUGGAAUUCAACAGUGUGACACUGCACCACGACGACGAAGACGCGAUCGUGAUGCAAGACAGCGCAACCACGCAAAUUGGGCGGUGA